Molecule: messenger RNA, 2417 nt
Organism: Dendronephthya gigantea
Lineage: Eukaryota; Metazoa; Cnidaria; Anthozoa; Malacalcyonacea; Nephtheidae
Product: retinoic acid receptor RXR-alpha-B-like
Exons: 4
Coding region: 129-1850 (573 amino acids)
Biological process (GO): regulation of DNA-templated transcription
Molecular function (GO): sequence-specific DNA binding; zinc ion binding; DNA-binding transcription factor activity
Source: RefSeq, a predicted model, not a curated record
CCUACGUUCGGUUCAAGUUGAAGUUCGAAGGGCAGAAAUUUACAAAUUUGAAUUGGUACACGUUUUGUGACAAGAUCGCCAAUAAUUGGCGCACAAACAACACAAAAUCCGAGUAAAGGUCUGCAGGAAUGACUGACACUACGAAUACACAACCUACUGAGUUAGGUGAUGAAAUCCCUGCUUAUGCACCUUCCGUUGUGACACCUGUUACCACACUCACACAACACUUCUACCAUCCUCGACCCAUGAUACCAGGAUCAGCGCUGGCAUUUCCAGUGAAUAUACAAGGCCAACCACUACUAUUUCAAUCUCCAUAUUAUACGCCAUUCCAUUACUCCCCACUUAUAAACAAUGGUCCAAUACCAUUUCAAAAAGCAACAUUUCCAUACCAUGAAUCUGUUAUACACUCAACAACAUCUGAACCAGCAAGAGUUGAUGAUCAAGAUGGCCCAAGUCCUGCUAAGAAACCAAUGCCAGUUAUUAUAACCAAAGAUGAGAAUUCAUCACCAACUGAUUGCCCCAUAACAUCACAUAUAAAUAUGACAGGCUCCUUGGCAAGUAACACCACUACUUCAGGGGGUCACUUUAACUUUUCAGACGCCCCAAUGGUUCUUAUAAAUCAACCAAAAGUUGAAGUGACAGACCAAAACUCUCAGGAACAUACACCAUGCUUAGCAAUGACUUCAAGUCACACAAGACAAAUGAAUGUUGUAAUGUCUCCAAGUUCAUCACCACUAACACAGUCCAAAAUGCACUCCCCGACAUCUAAUGAGUUUGUAAGCCCGAGUACAUCAACCUCCAGCGAACCAAACGAGCAAAACAGCGAUAAUCAACCAACCGUUUGCGUGAUUUGUGGGGAUAAAGCAACAGGCAAUCAUUAUGGGGUGACUAGUUGUGAAGGAUGCAAGGGUUUUUUCAAACGAACUGUUCAAAACAAAAAGGUGUACACGUGUAGGAAUUUAUCGAAAGAUUGUCCGAUCGAUAAAAGACACCGAAAUCGUUGCCAGUUCUGUCGCUAUCAGAAAUGCCUUAAUGCUGGUAUGCUUAAGGAAGCUGUUCGCGAAGACAGAACGCCUGGUGGUAAACACAAGAAUGCAAACUUGUUGAAAAUCAAACUUCCUUCUUUGGAAGACAGUCCCAGUCGAAUUCAGUCCUCCCACUGGUCCUCGCCGCUUAUCGAAAAAUUCUUACUGAUCAGAAACAUGGCAAUCCCCCCGCUUAACAAAAACUCUGUCAGUGACGACGUGAAAAUACAAACUAUUAACUAUGUCGUGCAACUUGCUGACUGGCAGGUGGAGGAAGUUUUGGGUUGGUUUGAGAAACUUGAAUUUCUGGCCAACAUCAACUUGGAGGAUCGAAAAGUUUUGGUGUUGAAUUCAAUUAUGGAGAUCUUAGCAUUCGGACUCGCGCGACGGUCAAUGGAUAUCAAUGGUAGUCUGUUAUUGGGAGAAGGAGUGCUUUUAGACAUGGAGACUGCAACAAUAGCUGGCAUUGAGGAAAUUACGCAAAGAAUCUUGCAACUAUCGUCGAAGUUAAAAGAAUUGAGACUGGUAGAAGAGGAAUAUGUGUGUUUGACGAUCAUUGUGUUGUUGAAUCCAGACAUCAGAGGUUUAAAUAAUCAAGAGCUUAUCGAGAAACUACAAGAUCAGGUACACACGAGCAUGCAAGAGUUCAUCACACAUCGUUAUCCAGGCCAACCUAAUAGAUUUGGUAACGUUUUAUUACGUUUGCCUGAGCUGCGCUCGAUCAGUACGAAAAUUACGGAGCGUCUGUUCCUCUUAAGUGUUACACUUGGAAAUGAUUUAGGGAUUAAUAAGCGCCUGAACGACUUAUUGUAUAUCUCGAAAUAAAGGAAUGGGAGGAUUUGGUUGGAAACUAUAGUCGCCCAAAAGAUAUAUUUUUAAACGCUUCAAACACUUUGUCAAAAGGUCAAUAACGGGCUUAAAAUUGAUCUAAUCUGUGACGCAGGAGAUUUCACUUUGAGAGUUUCAGAUAUAUCAUAGGCAGCAUAAGAUAGUAUGACGUAACCGCAUUGACCGGGCUGCCUAUGGCUAUGGACAUAUCAUGUUAUCUAGGGACAAUGGUUUUUACCACUGUGGAUAGUUUCUCUAAUUCUCUUCACAUCCGCGUCGUAGAUUUGAUUAAUUUUGAGCCAACUAGUGUCCUCCAUUUAACAUCUUAUUCCCUUCAGAAUCAGUGCAAAGUAUUGGGAGGCGGUUGUGUUCAUAUAGAUUUGUCAAAAUUCUUAAAUACCUUUUAAAGGGAGAAUAUUUGAAUAUGUAGUUGAAAAAUAAUUGUCGUGUUUAUAAAGUUUAUAUAGUGAAUAUAGAGUUAUCUUGAUUUCCAUGGUAUAAGACUUGUAUAUAUAUAUAUAAAUAUAUAGUAUGUAUUGUAGUAAAUUUAAAACAUAUAAAAUA